GGAAAGUGAGUCGUGACGGUGACGGUGACGGUGACAGCGAAUCUCGAAUCCCAACCUCGAAUCUCGCCUGGACCCCUGGACCUGCACAACGACGCGUUUGUUCAUCAACCCUGAAGUUCUCACUCUCGCCCAACCAACAUCCCUGCAAAACUGUCAACGGCUGAGCAGCGUGUGCCAGUCCUCCUGGGAUCAGAGUUUUGAUCGCUGCCUCUGAAAUUGGACCGUUAAUCCCCCAAACCUUGUGGCCACUUUGGGCGUAUACCGAACAUCCGAUGAUGGUCUUGAAAAGCCGCGUCGCUCAAUCGAUAGACCGCCAUGGACCCCGCAGUUCAACGUCUGCUUAAUGACAAGCUCUACGACAAAAGGAAGCAGGGGGCGCUCGAGCUCGAGCGCUUCAUCAGAGAGGCCAGUGCCGCCAAAGAAUACGACAAGAUCCGGAAGACGAUUGAUCAGCUGUGUCACGACUAUGCCUAUGCCGUGCACCUUCCGCACGCCCGCAAUGGAGGACUCAUUGGUCUAGCGGCUGCUUCGAUCGCCCUGGGCUCUGAUGAGGUUGCGCGCUAUCUGUCUGAUAUUGUCCCACCGGUUCUUGCGUGCUUUACCGAUCAAGAUGCCCGCGUCCGCUAUUAUGCCUGCGAGGCCAUGUACAACAUUGCCAAAGUAGCCAAGGGAGAGAUUCUGGUUUUCUUCAACGACAUCUUUGAUGCAUUAUGCAAGCUUGCCGCCGACUCAGAGCUCUCGGUGAAGAACGGAGCCGAACUCCUCGACCGUCUGAUCAAGGAUAUUGUUUCUGAGUCUGCAGCCUCCUACGUCUCCGUCCUCAAUUUCAAUGAAGACGGCGAGCAACUCGAGCCAGACAAGGACAGCGCCGAUCUUCCCACAACUUUCUCCCUUGCAAAAUUCAUUCCCCUUCUUGAAGAGCGCAUCCACGUUAUCAACCCAUUUACUCGCACCUUUCUGGUUUCAUGGCUGACGCUUCUUGAUACCAUUCCGGACUUGGAACUUGUACACUACUUGCCAGCUUUUCUUGGCGGCCUCUUCAAAUUCCUCGGAGAUCCGAAUCGUGACGUGUAUGUGGCUACGCAGGGGCUUCUUGAGCGCUUUCUCAGCGAAAUCAAGAAAAUCGCAAAGAUCAAGCGCAGUAUCGCUGAGAGUCGCCGAAGUCGAGCCGGCAACCGGAGACCUGGAUCUGAUACGGGCAGUGCCACGGCUCGGGGCAGUCAGUCAAAUGAGAACGCCAUCGAAGAUUCAGAGUCUGGGACCGCCCAAGACGAACUCAACGAACUUGGGGAGCACGACGGUGAUUGGAUACCCGGACAAGACGUACAGGUGGAUUAUGCAGAAAUCCUUGACAUCCUGCUAAAGUUUGUCGACGUCUCGUCCAGUAAGGAGACGGCGCCUCAGUUAAGACUUGAGGGGUUGUCAAAACAAAAGGAAGAAGAGAUCGGGAUCGUCGCCUUGCGAUGGAUUGACAGUUUCUUCGAGAUUAGCCCAGAAGAGAUUCUGCAGUUUGUGCCUCGCCUGUUGUCUCGUGUUCUGCCCGCCCUGUCGGCGCAGUCGGAGCAAGUCAGAACAACUGCCAGCAAGGUCAACAGGUCACUGAUGGACUACAUUGUCACUUUCCAGGAUGAGGUGUCGACCGAUGACCAGAGUGCACACGCAUCCGGCACCCUAACCAGUGUAACAACGCGGGAUGGAGAAGGGUCUGAGAAAAGACAAUCCGGCGGGACUACCAAAAGUGUGCCUUCUCAAGCAGAGACCAAGACUGAUACACCUCCAGAAGUCUCAUCUGAGAUAGAGCAGUCUCCCCCAGAGGUCACUCCCCGCUCUACCGCAGCGCCGUCACCGCAACCCAUGGCUGACCUCGACUAUGCGGCAGCAGUGAAUGCGUUGACGCUGCAAUUCCUCAACGAACACGAAGAGACGCGUGUGGCGGCUUUGAGCUGGCUAAUCAUGCUUCACAGAAAGGCGCCAAAGAAAGUCCUCGCCUUCAACGAUGGAACCUUUCCAGCCCUGCUCAAAACGCUCUCCGACCCAGCUGAAGCGGUCGUGACGCGCGAUCUGCAACUUCUCUCCCAGAUCUCCAAGAACAGCGAAGAUGGAUACUUUAAAUCCUUCAUGGUGGCUUUGCUGCAGCUCUUUUCCACAGACCGCAAGCUGCUGGAGAUCCGUGGCAACUUGAUUAUUCGUCAACUGUGCAUCAACCUCCAACCUGAGCGCAUUUAUAGGACGUUAGCAGACUGCAUCGAAAAGGACGAAGACAUAGAGUUCGCGAGCAUCAUGGUUCAGAAUCUCAACAACAACCUCAUCACGGCGCCUGAACUGGCCGAGCUGAGGAAAAGGCUUCGAAACCCGGACAGCAAGGAGGGACAGAUGUUCUUUGUGGCUCUGUUUCGCGCUUGGUGUCACAACGCUGUGGCUACGUUCUCGCUGUGCCUGUUGGCCCAAGCGUAUGAACAGGCUUACAAUCUGCUACAGAUAUUUGCGGAUUUGGAGAUGACAGUCAACAUGCUCAUCCAGAUCGACAAGCUAGUGCAGCUACUCGAAAGCCCGGUCUUCACCUAUCUACGGCUCCAACUCCUCGAACCCGACCGCUAUCCCUAUCUUUACAAAUGCCUUUACGGUCUCUUGAUGUUACUUCCCCAGUCUUCCGCCUUCGGCGCUUUGAAAAAUCGCCUCAACAGUGUCUCUGCCAUAGGGCUGUUGCACACACCGGCCUCGAUGCCGACUUCAGCGAGGCCAUCAGUGGUCUCCGGAAUGACGUCGUCCUCUCUGCCGCCCACAAGCGGCGGCGCCCUAAACAGCACCGUCACUUCUCGUCUCUCACGAACGCGUGAUGCCACAGCCUCUAUCGGCAUAAACGAGAUCAGAUGGCCUGAACUUCUCGACAAGUUCAAACAAACUCAGGAACGUGCAAGACGCCGGAACGAGAGGCUUCUUCGGGGAGACCUCGACGCAGAAACCCCUAGUUCUGCAAUCCCGAGCGCAGUCGAUGAUGUCGGUCGGUCGAGUCGUGCGAGUCUAAGAGAUGGCGGUAUUGGCGGAGUAACAGAUGGCGAUGCAUUCAGAACCGGGCACAAACUACACACUGGACGGCCUUUGAGUGGUAUCAGCGCAACUGGCACCGGCUCCGGGCUGGUCAAGGCGGGAAGUGGGUUGGCGGUAACCGGACCUGGCGGAGCGGGUGCUGCUGGCCCUGGAGCUCGAACCGCGGGCAUCGGCGAAGAUCGAGCUGGACCGCAUAAGAGAGGUCAUAGUCUCGCAGGGGGGUUUGGGAAGUUUGCCAGCGGGAUCGCCAGGGCCGGGGGAAGCAAGGACAGGGAGAAGAAGAAGUAAACCUUUUGGGGGCCGUGAGAAUCUUCUCCAGUCUGGCUACUAAGGACUUGCACCGCACACAGUCCAACCCGGGGAAGAAUGUCUGUUUGAGUGACGCGCUCCUUUGGGGAAGUUGUUUCGUUUUUGGGACGCGACCUUCCCACCCUUUUGCUUCCGCGAAUGGAAAAAGAAUGCAUGCAUGGCCCAGCGGGAUGGAAUUUGGCACUUGUAUACGGUAUUUCUUGGAGGGCAAUAGGAGGGAGGGUGCCGUGCGCAAGUCAUCACAGGCGCAAAGGUGUCUGUUGCCAACAUGGAGAAUUUUUCCUCUUUUCCCCCCCUCCAAAAAAGGAUGUUGACACCCUUUUCUUCUUUGGCUUUCCCUGCUCUGAUUCCCUCGACUCUUCAUACUUGGACAGCCAUGUCCCAGAGGAAAGGGGGGGGCUAGAUUGCCAGACUGAGAAGCGAUACGCGUUAUCAGAUAGGGCGUAAAGGAGGCGCAGAGACGAAUAAAUAAUGGAAGAAG
This is a messenger RNA of Cladophialophora immunda, 3838 nucleotides long. RefSeq lists its product as uncharacterized. Gene Ontology annotation, cellular component: fungal-type vacuole membrane; PAS complex; endosome membrane. Lineage: Eukaryota; Fungi; Ascomycota; Eurotiomycetes; Chaetothyriales; Herpotrichiellaceae. The transcript has 6 exons. Gene Ontology annotation, biological process: positive regulation of kinase activity; phosphatidylinositol biosynthetic process. The coding region runs from base 316 to 3336 and encodes 1006 amino acids. The record is from RefSeq and is a predicted model, not a curated record.